This is a messenger RNA of Lutra lutra (Eurasian river otter), 1904 nucleotides long. RefSeq names its product DNA polymerase delta 2, accessory subunit (gene POLD2). Gene Ontology annotation, biological process: DNA replication; DNA strand elongation involved in DNA replication. Gene Ontology annotation, cellular component: delta DNA polymerase complex. The coding region runs from base 378 to 1589 and encodes 403 amino acids. Gene Ontology annotation, molecular function: DNA binding. The record is from RefSeq and is a predicted model, not a curated record. The transcript has 10 exons. NCBI's taxonomy places the organism in Eukaryota, Metazoa, Chordata, Mammalia, Carnivora, Mustelidae.
CUGGCUGUAGGCGGCUGGAGGCCCGCGGCGGGCGACUAGGUAACUGAGGUCCUGCGACCCCGGGCCCGCGUGGCGGCGGCGGAGGGGGCUGGGCCGGGGCUCCGGUGUCCGCGCGCGGCCCUGCAGGGUCCCUGCUGCACGCGCAGAGCCGAAGCCAGAGCGCGGCCCGAGGCCGGCGGGGCUCCUUCCGGGGCCGCGGCCCGGCUGCGCGCGUUCGGGCCGGAAGUUAGUGCGGGCAGCGCGGCGGCCGGGAGCGGGGCGGCCGAGCGGGGUCUGAGCGGGGUCCGAGCCGGGGUCUGAGCUCCGGGCCGCCGCGCUGGGACGUGACCGCCGCCGCCUGGGCCCAAGCACGGGGUUCUGAACGCGUCUGGCACACCAUGUUCUCGGAGCAGGCUGCCCAGAGGGCCCACACUCUCCUCUCCCCACCGUCCGCCAGCAAUGCCACCUUUGCCCGUGUGCCUGUGUCCUCAUACACCAACUCCUCCCAGCCCUUCAGGCUCGGGGAGCGCAGCUUUAGCCGGCAGUACGCCCACAUUUAUGCCACCCGCCUCCUCCAAAUGAGGCCCUUCCUGGUGAGCCGCGCCAGGCAGCGUUGGGGUGAUGGAGUCCAGGUAAAGAAGCUGUGUGAGCUGCAGCCGGGGGAGAAGUGCUGUGUGGUGGGGACCCUCUUCAAGGCCAUGCCGCUCCAGCCUUCCAUCCUCCGCGAGAUCAGCGAAGAGCACAACCUGCUCCCUCAGCCUCCUCGGAGCAAGUACAUCCACCCCGACGACGAGCUGGUCUUGGAAGACGAGUUGCAGCGCAUCAGACUGGAAGGCAACGUCGACGCGUCAAGGCUGGUCACAGGGACAGUGCUGGCUGUGCUCGGCUCCGCGAGAGACAGUGGCAAGUUCGUGGUAGAGGACCACUGCUUUGCAGAGCUCGCCCCUCAGAAGCCCGCACCCCCCCUUGACACAGACAGGUUUGUGCUGCUGGUGUCUGGUCUGGGCCUGGGUGGAGGCGGGGGCGAGAGCCUGCUGGGCACCCAGCUGCUGGUGGACGUGGUGACAGGGCAGCUGGGGGACGAGGGGGAGCAAUGCAGCGCCGCCCACGUGUCCCGGGUCAUCCUCGCCGGGAACCUGCUGAGCCACAACACCCAGAGCAGAGAUUCCAUCAACAAGGCCAAAUACUUAACCAAGAAGACUCAGGCAGCCAGCGUGGAGGCGGUCAGAAUGCUGGACGAGAUCCUGCUGCAGCUGAGCGCGUCGGUGCCCGUGGAUGUGAUGCCCGGUGAAUUCGACCCGACCAACUACACGCUGCCCCAGCAACCCCUGCACCCCUGCAUGUUCCCGCUGGCCACCGCCUACGCCACGCUCCAGCUGGUCACUAACCCCUACCAGGCCACCAUCGAGGGAGUCAGAUUCCUGGGGACAUCAGGACAAAAUGUGAGUGACAUUUUCCGGUACAGCAGCAUGGAGGAUCACUUAGAGAUCCUGGAGUGGACCCUGCGUGUCCGUCACAUCAGCCCCACAGCCCCAGACACACUAGGUAACGGGACUCAGCCACGUGAGGUGGGGCCAGAGGGCCCAGGGAGCCCUGUUCGGGGGCCUUGAUGUCCAGAGGGUUCACAGCCUGGAAAAGCUUGACGCUAGUUCUGGAACCUCCCCUGGAAUCUUUGGGCUGUCCACCGUCAAGGUGCUGUGUAGGGCCAAAGACCCUGGGAAGCAUAUUGGGAGCUCUGGGUAGAGCCUGGCGCCCUACCACAGUGGCCACCCGGCAGGGCACGCUGACCUGACCCCAGGGCCAUGGGGCUGUGGCACAGUGAGCAGGGCUGCUACCAGCACAGCCCGAGCGAGUAUGAGGGGCCGGGGUGGGGCGCCGCCCCCUGACCGGACACCGUGCAGAGCUGAGAAGCUCCAGCCGCUGUG